This is a messenger RNA of Corticium candelabrum, 1983 nucleotides long. Its product is annotated as leucine-rich repeat-containing protein 40-like. The transcript has 18 exons. The record is from RefSeq and is a predicted model, not a curated record. Gene Ontology annotation, molecular function: protein binding. Bases 28 to 1806 code for a protein of 592 amino acids. NCBI's taxonomy places the organism in Eukaryota, Metazoa, Porifera, Homoscleromorpha, Homosclerophorida, Plakinidae.
UCGGUUCACUACUCAAAAUUCGUUGCAAUGAGACGUGGCGCAAGAGACUGGGCUCUGAAGGAACGCAAAACAGACAGCGGCGGCGCUGUUUUUGGUACUCUAAUUCACCAAGCCAGAAAGAGUGGGCAGCUAAACCUCUCGAAUCGUGGCCUGGAGAAGGUGCCCGAUGAGGUUUUGAGGAUGUACGAGCCUCCACAGUCGAAAUCUGAGCAGGCGGCUGCUGCGUCAUUUGCCGUCGGACGUGAAGAGAGAUGGUGGGAUCAGGUGGACUUGACUAAGUUGAUUUUAGCAUCGAAUUGUAUCAGGGAGAUCCCUGAAGAUCUUGCUAAAUUUGGUGCUUUGCAAGUAUUAGAUCUACACGAUAAUCAAUUGGUGUCAUUACCAUCAACCAUUGGAAAGUUAAAAGAACUGCGGAGACUCAAUAUUAGUCAUAAUCAACUGGCAGAAUUACCUGGAACUGUUCUGUCGCUUGUAAACUUACUGCAGUUGCGCUUGGAGCACAACAAGUUAACCAGACUGGAAAACUACUUACAGCAUUUUGAACAUUUAGAAGAACUGGAUGUGUCUCAUAAUCAACUUCGUAGCACCGAGGAAUCUCUUGGUUAUAUGAGCAAGCUUAAAAAACUUAAUUUGUCUCACAAUUCACUUUCUAAUCUUCCAUCAACUGUUUCAAAUUUGAGAUGUUUGCAAGAUCUGGAUUUAUCUAGCAAUGGAUUGACUGAAGUGCCUUCUAUGUCUGGGUUGGACAAACUAGAGAGACUUGAUUUGCAGCAAAACAAGUUAAACACAUUACCGGUUAUUUCUGGAUGCUCAAGACUCAAGGAAGUCUAUUUGGGUGGGAAUGAACUUGAGAUGCUUUCCGGCGAUUGGCUUAAAGAUGCAGCGAGUGUUGUUCUUCUGGACAUUAGAGAGAACGGGAUUACAGUCAUACCAGUUGAAAUCACGUUGUUGGUUGGUUUAGAACGGCUUGAUGUUUCUAACAAUGAUAUAUCUAGUCUUCCUUAUGAAAUGGGCAAUAUGUCAUCAUUGAAGAACAUUGUGCUCAAUGGUAAUCCUUUGCGUGCUCUUAGGAGGGAUGUCGUGCAGAAAGGAACACAGGCUGUUCUCAAACAUUUGAAGAGUCGUAUUGCUGAUUUAGACAGUUCAACGAAGGAAAUAGGGGCUCUAUCAGCAACUUCAGUUGCGCUCGAAACCCAGUUCUCAAAACGAGUCAACUUGAGUAACCAGAAACUUACUCAGAUUGCUCAAGAGACAGUUGAUGCUCUACUACAGGCAAGUGUUGAAACACUUGAUCUCAGCAAAAACCAGCUUUCAUCGCUUUCACCUUGGAUAUCUCAGCUUCAAGGCACUCUCAGCGAUUUGAACGCCGCUCACAAUAAGUUGGCUGUUGUGUGUCCUGAGAUCAGGUGUUGUGUUAAACUCACACGAAUUGUUCUAAGUAACAAUUGCUUGGUUGAUCUGCCUGACAUGCAACCUCUUCUGUGUCUCUUAGAACUAGUUAUAUCAAACAACAGGUUUCGACACAUUCCAGAAACUGUUUAUUGUCUGGUUGGUCUUGAAGUUCUUGUAGCGAGUGACAAUCAGAUUUGUGAUAUUAAUGUCAACGGUCUUCAACAGCUUCCAAAACUAACAGCCUUGGAUCUUCAGAACAAUGACAUUCAACAGGUGCCACCCGAGUUGGGACUUCUUACACUGAGAUCAUUGCAAAUCAGUGGAAACCCUUUUCGCAUUCCUCGUCCCGCACUUCUUGCCAAAGGAACGCAAUCUGUGCUACAGUAUUUGAAAGAUAGAAUACCAACACAGUAGUGAAUUGCACCAAUCAUCGAACAAGUCUAUCCAACAGCCCUGAGUGAAGAUGAUCAGACGAUGGCGAUGAUUUAACUCUUGAUGACUUUGUUUGUACAAAUGAAGAUGGUUGUCUUGGCCCAGCCUGAGUUGGUACAGUGUUUGCAACUAGGAGCAGAAAAUAAUUACAAUGAUAUA